GGGAAAAGUAGCAGGAACUCUUUUCUACUACACACCUCUCAGCCUAUUGAUCGUCUUGCCCUGCAUUGCUGCAUCCCUUCAUCCUCCCCCGCACGCAUACCACCAAUCAGUACACAAUGCUCGACAUCAAGCAGGCUGACAAGGCUGUUAAGGCCCUCCUCGGAUAUGUUGAGAAGAAGGGACAGGCCAAGAGCCAACUCAUGGAGGAGGACCAGCAUGUCUGGUUGAUUAUCGCCACCAAGAAGUUUUCCGACGAGAGUAAAGCAAAGCCCCAUCGAAUCCCACUUAAGCACUCGAUCGCUGCACCAGAUGCGGAGGUCUGUCUGUUCGUCAAGGAUCCUCAGAAGGACUACAAGCGCUUGCUUGAGGAAAAGAAUGUCAAGGGCGUCAGCAGAGUCAUUGGCGUCUCAAAGCUUCGUGCCAAGUAUAAGCCUUAUGAGGCCAAGCGCCAAUUGUGCGCCUCGUACGGAAUGUUCUUGGCAGAUGCUCGCGUCGUCACAGUCCUGCCCAAAUUGCUCGGCAAGACCUUCUUCCUCAAGAAGAAGCAGCCCAUUCCUGUGGACAUGACCAAGGGCGACCUCAAGAAGGAGAUUGCAAGAGCUAUCGGAUCAACGUACAUGCACCUCACCUCUGGAACAUGCACUGCUAUCAAAAUUGGAUUGACGAGUCAGAGCGCGGCCGAGAUCACUGCUAAUAUUGAGACCGCCAUCCCUCAUAUCAUCGAAAAGAUUCCUCGUAAAUGGAAGAACGUUCAGGCUAUCAACUUGAAGACAAACGACUCAAUCGCUCUCCCUAUCUACAAUUCAUUGCCAGACGAGGGCACCACCCGCAUCGUUGUCCCAGGAAAGAAAAACGCGUCAGUAGUGGAUGUGGAUGAGGAGGAUGAGGAUGAGGACGAGGAAGAAGAUGAGGACGAGGACGAGGAGUAAAAGUUUACGUUUUUUUUUUCCAAUCCCUGUCACCGACUCUAUGCAACGCAUGAUUUUCCUUUUCUUGCAUUCUUCACUCCACGCAUUGUUACAAUAUUGUAUAUCUCUUUUUUUUUUUUUGUCCAAGAAAAAAAGAAGGGGAAAGGGGAGAACAGGUGCGGUGCAGUACGGUGGAUGCAUUUGUGUCAAGUCGUUUUUUUCUUUUUUGCAUUUUAAUAAACAUAUCAAUCUCAUCGGCAUCUUCAAAUUUUC
Molecule: messenger RNA, 1181 nt
Organism: Gamsiella multidivaricata
Lineage: Eukaryota; Fungi; Mortierellomycota; Mortierellomycetes; Mortierellales; Mortierellaceae
Product: ribosomal protein L1p/L10e family-domain-containing protein
Exons: 4
Coding region: 117-929 (270 amino acids)
Cellular component (GO): 90S preribosome
Source: RefSeq, a predicted model, not a curated record